Molecule: messenger RNA, 1438 nt
Organism: Emiliania huxleyi CCMP1516
Lineage: Eukaryota; Haptophyta; Isochrysidales; Noelaerhabdaceae
Exons: 7
Coding region: 1-1395 (464 amino acids)
Biological process (GO): proteolysis
Molecular function (GO): serine-type exopeptidase activity; dipeptidyl-peptidase activity
Source: RefSeq, a predicted model, not a curated record
AUGCAAUCUGUGCUGCCCGCCUCGCUCGCUGCGCCUCCGUGGCACCUCUACCUCGGACGCGCCUACGUGGGCCCUCCUCGUACCGAUGCCAUCGGUGGCGCCAGCGCCGGUUUCUACACGCGGCAGGCGCUUGACCACUUUGCAUUCAACGGGGAGCGGUCGGCGGAGCUCUGGUCUCAGCGGUACUACGAAGACACGACGCUCUGGGGAGGCCCCGGCCAUCCCGUCUUCCUCUCGCUCGGAGGCGAAGGCCCCGUGGGCGGCCCUCCCUCGGGCCUGCAGAGGGAGCUGGCGGCGACUCACCGCGCCGCCCUCAUCAGCCUGGAGCACCGCUUCUACGGCGAGAGCCGGCCAACCGCGGACAUGUCGUCCACUGCGCUAAGGCACCUCUCCGCGGAGCAGGCGCUGGCGGACGCGGCUCAGUUCGUCGAGUGGUGGUACCCCGCCUCCGUGCGUGCCGCGGUCGCGUACAGCGGGCCCAUCCUCUCACAGCUCGACUUUUACCAGUACAACCAGGUCGUCACCGCCGUGCUCGACAGCUUUGGCGGCGCAAAGUGCGUCCCGUUGCUACGCGCGGCCUUCACCCAGCUGGUCGCAGCACUGGGUCGCAGCGGCAAGUCGCCGGGCCGCGAGGGGGCCGCCCGGCUGCUGCACGCGUGUGACGUGCCAGAGUCGGACGACGACGACGGCGUCCUGAUCGGCUCCGUUCAGGCGACGACCCGUUACCCUCGUACGCAUAUCAACCCGCUCCAGUCGUGCAACAGCUUUGCCCCUGCCUCCGCGCUGGGCGCCGCGCUCGCGCCCCUCGCAGCGACGCUACCGGCCCGCUGCCUCGCCGCACGCUACUCGUCCUACCUCGCGCCGCUCCUCGACUCCAACUUUAGCACCGGCACGCCAACCAAUCGGCAGUGGUUCUACCAGCUGUGCAACGAGUUUGGACAGCAGACGUGCGAACCGUACGCCACGGACUGCGCCACCGGCGAGGCGGGGCUGCCGCCGUCGGUGUUUGCGCCCUUCUCCCACGACGACGACCUACAGAGGGGCCUCAGACUGUGCGAGCAGCUGUUUGGCAUCCGCGCGACGCCGCCUGCACUCUGGACGGGCAAGCAGCGCGGCUGGACGAACGUCGCUCACGGCGGCCGCGGCAUUCGCGCGAGCAACGUGGUGUUCAUCAACGGACGGCGCGACCCGUACUCGUCAGUCUCGCUGCUGCCAGAGCAGCUGUCGGCGGCACAGACCAGGCUUGGCGUCCGCUCUGUCGCAAUCGCCAACGGAUCGCACUGCGUGGGCAUGGAAGCCACCUCGGCGCGUGACGAUCCCGAUGUCACGGCUGCAAAGCGAGCUGUGCGAGAGGCGUUGGCGGAAUGGCUAGGCCGCCCAUCACUAGUGUCCUGACGGGUGUGGAUGAGAGAUAAAACGAAUGUGACAUGCACAUCAA